AUGACGCAACCGACACGAGUUACACGCGCUCUCGCGUUUUUCUUCUUCGCUGCGGUUUGUUUCCCGCCAGCGUUAUGUUCCGACGAAGUCCAGUCGUUCCGUGAAGCACCAGCAUUCCGAAACGGUAGAGAAUGUCCGCCGCGUGGAACGUCAUCCGUCAUCCACAUUGCCAUGACUCUUGACGCCACCUACCUCCGUGGCUCCAUUGCUGGUGUUUUCUCUGUCUUGCAACACGCUUCGUGUCCGGAGAAUGUAGUUUUCCACUUCGUUACAACCACGCACCGCCGCCGGCAAGAGCUCCGUCGCAUAAUCAUUUCAACUUUCCCGUAUCUGAACUUCCACAUUUACCACUUCGAUUCAAAUCUCGUGAGAGGAAAGAUCUCGUACUCAAUUCGCCGUGCGCUCGAUCAGCCGCUUAAUUACGCCAGGAUGUACCUCGCCGAUCUAGUUCCGGCGACGGCUCAGAGAAUCAUUUACUUCGAUUCCGACCUAAUUGUGGUUGAUGACGUGGCGAAACUGUGGAACAUCGAUUUAGGAGAUCACGUGCUAGGCGCGCCGGAGUACUGUCACGCUAAUUUCACUAACUAUUUCACGCAUCGGUUCUGGUCGAAUCCGGCUUAUGCGUCGUCGUUUAAGGGACGUGGUGCGUGUUACUUUAACACAGGUGUGAUGGUGAUUGAUCUUUGGAAAUGGCGUGAGGGAAGAUACACGGAGAAGCUUGAGAACUGGAUGCGGAUCCAGAAACGGAGCCGGAUCUACGAGCUUGGAUCUCUGCCGCCGUUUCUUCUUGUGUUCGCCGGAAAUGUAGAGAGAGUGGAGCAUAGAUGGAACCAGCAUGGCCUCGGCGGUGAUAACGUUGAAGGACUCUGCCGCGAUCUGCAUCCUGGUCCGGUGAGUCUUCUGCAUUGGAGUGGGAAGGGGAAACCCUGGCUUAGAAUCGAUUCUAAGAAGCCUUGUCCGUUGGAUAGUCUGUGGGCUCCUUAUGAUCUCUUUCGUCAUUCUUCUUCGCCGUUCUGUGAUUCCUAA
Lathyrus sativus (Indian pea) is the source of this 1026-nucleotide messenger RNA. NCBI's taxonomy places the organism in Eukaryota, Viridiplantae, Streptophyta, Magnoliopsida, Fabales, Fabaceae. The record is from the annotation of a GenBank genome assembly.